AAGAGAGGCAGAGAAGGAAAGAGAGAGAUCCAACAAUCUUUAAACUAGUGGUGUUUUUUUUCCGGAUGCUGUUAAAUUGCAGUGCCAAAGUAAGCCCAUAACGGAAGGCACGCGGGACAUCUCACCUCCCCCGCUACACGGGCACCGCACGGGCAGGCGAUGUGAAGUUGGAUCUCAUUAUACUGAUGCUGUGAAGGGGCUUGCCAUAGCCGUGACUUCAUCAGGUCUCAGUGAGGAUGCUGUGGGUUACCUUGCUGAGCACCAUAGCCCUAGGAUGGACCACCCCGAUCCCACUGCUGGAGGACUCGGAGGAGAUCGACGAGCCCUGCUUCGAGCCCUGCUACUGCGAAGUCAAAGAGGGCGUAUUUCACGUCCACUGCGACAGCAAAGGAUUUACGAACGUCAGUCAGAUCUCCCAGAUAUGGACACGGCCCUUCAAACUCAACCUACAGAGGAACUCCAUGAGGAAGCUGUACUUCAACAGUUUUAUUCACCUCAACAAUGCCGUGUCCAUUAAUCUGGGGAAUAAUGCGCUACAGGACAUCCACGCCGGAGCAUUUAACGGAUUGGGAAUUCUGAAACGGCUAUUCCUCCAUGAGAACAAACUAGAGGUUUUCCGGAAUGACACCUUCCUGGGUCUGGAAAGCUUGGAAUACCUGCAAGCGGACUAUAAUGUCAUCAAGAGGAUAGAGAGCGGAGCCUUCAGGCACCUCCACAAACUCAGAGUGCUCAUCCUAAAUGACAAUCUGAUACCAGUCCUGCCCAGCUACCUAUUCAGGUCGGUGUCACUAACACACCUAGACCUGAGGGGAAACCGGUUAAAGACAUUACCAUAUAAGGGCACGUUGGAAUAUGUGGGGCGGAGCCUGAUGGAGAUUCAGCUAGAGGAGAAUCCAUGGAUCUGUGAGUGUGAUAUAGUUCAGCUAAAAACAUGGUUGGAACGUGUUCCCUACACAGCGCUGGUCGGAGAGAUCACCUGCGAGUACCCCUUCCACUUGCACGGGAAAGAUUUACGUGAGAUCAAACGCAGUGAGCUCUGUCCGUUACUCUCAGACACAGAAAUCGAGGCCAAACUGGGAAUCCCCCGGUCUCCGUUCAACAACGAGAACACGUGGCCAACGAAACCGUCCUCCAUGCUGUCGUCGUUCCACAACACAGCAUCGUCUGUGGAGUACAAAGAGAGACAUGUCAAACCCACCAAACGGCCCAGGCCCACCAAAAACCCUCCCACCCCUCGUAGUCUCUACCCCGGCCUGAACCAGCCCCCUAUAGCUGGCUACCAGACCCGCCCCCCCAUCCCUAUCGUCUGCCCCUCUGGAUGUAUCUGCAACCUCCAUAUCAACGACCUGGGGCUAACGGUCAACUGUAAAGAGAAGGGCUUUCAUAAUAUCUCAGAGCUUCUGCCCAGGCCUCUCAAUGCCAAGAAACUUUACCUGAGUGGAAAUCUGAUACAGAAAAUCUACCGGUCUGAUUUCUGGAACUUUUCCAGCUUGGAUUUACUACACUUGGGGAAUAACCGGAUAUCGUAUGUCCAGGAAGGGGCAUUUAUCAAUCUUCCCAACCUGAAGAGUUUAUAUCUGAAUGGGAACGACAUUGAAAGGCUAACUCCCGGUAUGUUCCGGGGCUUACAGACGUUGAGUUAUCUUUAUUUUGAGUAUAACGUUAUUCGUGAGAUCCAGCCAGCAUCCUUCUCUCUCAUGCCCAGCCUUCAGCUUGUUUUCCUCAACGACAACCUGCUCCGCACUCUCCCGACCGACGCAUUCGCAGGCACCAGCCUGGCACGACUCAACCUCCGCAAUAACUACUUCCUGUCCCUGCCCGUGCGUGGCGUUCUAGAACACCUGCAUUCCAUCGUCCAGGUGGACCUUCAUCAGAACCCCUGGGACUGCUCCUGUGACAUCAUCCCCCUCAAAACCUGGAUGGAGAAGCUGUCCUCUGUAAUCAUGGUUAGUGAUGUCAUCUGUAAGACUCCUGAUUUUGCCUUUGGGAAGGAUCUGAGGUCGCUGGAUGCUGAAGUCAUCUGUCCAGAGCUGAAGUACUCAUCCGGACCUUCCCCAGCUCUCCUCCCCUCUGAUGAUAUGAUAACUGGUAGCUCUGGUCUGGGGGAGGCUGUGGGGAGGGGGCCAGUUCCUCUAUCAGUCCUCAUUCUCAGUCUUCUUGUUCUGUUCAUCUCAGCGGUUUUCGUGGCGGCGGGUCUCUUCGCCUUCGUCCUGCGGAGACGGAAGAAGCUGCCCUUCCGGAAACGCUCUGAGGUGGAUCUGACGGGAAUCCAAAUGCAGUGCAGGAUAUUUGAGGAUCCGCCGAGACAGACCAGCAGUGGAAGCAUAGGCUCACCUGAAAAGCCAACCAGCGGACACACACAUACACACACACAUGGUCACGUUGGCCACACACACACUCACGGUCACGUCUAUGAUUACAUUCCUCACCCUGUGACGCAGAUGUGCAACAACCCCAUUUACAAGCCCCGGGAGGGAGAGGUAGGGGAGGGUGAGGGGGGGCAGUUUGCAGAAACAAAAGAGAACAACAGUAAUUACCGAACCCUCUUAGAGAAGGAGAGAGAAUGGACCCUAGCCAUGUCUAACUCACAGCUCAACACUAUCGUCACGGUAAACCACAAUACAGGGGAUAUAUCGAGUUUUCACGAGAACAGUGGGCUGUGUCCCACCGUGAUUGACAGCCAGAGACCCACGCCAACUGUCGGCUUCGUAGACUGUCUGUAUGGAACGGUGCCGAAGCUAAAGGACGUGCACGUUGCACAUGCACACCCGCCUGGUAUGCAAUACCCGGACUUACAACAGGACGCACGUCUCAAGGAUACGUUGCUGUUCACAACAGGGAAAGGCUGCUACCCUGACUCCUCCCAAAGCGAUUACCUCGAGUUAAGGGCCAAACUCCAAACCAAGCCGGAUUACCUCGAAGUACUGGAGAAAUCAUAUCGGUUCUAACACACGGAGUUUAGCAUAAACUACAUAUAAACACACACUCUCCCUUUUCCAUACCCCAAACGGAACAAAAUCACGUAAGAAAAACUAAACAAAAAAGCAGCAUGAUAUUAAAAUGAAAUAUUAUAUUACAAAAAGUUUUCCCCCAAAAUCGCUUUGGAGGAAAGGCCAUUCUCAGAUAUUCAAUGAAGUGCCUUUUUUCAGAGUAGCCAGCAAUGUUAUCAACCCUUAUUUUUAUAUGGAACAGAUUGGUCUAUAUGCUGAGGAGAGUGAGAGAGCAAGGAAGAGGAGAGAGACACCGGGAAAAACACAACAUCCGACAAUAUAUCCCAUCUAACGGAACCCUUCACGAGCUCUCACAUGGUGGAGUGGAGUAACCCUGUGCGCGAGCUGGAUGUCUCCACCGGGCUCGUGUUUCUGUCUCGCUAUCUUUCAGGUGGAUAUAUAAACGCCCGGUGCCGUGCACAUGAAGUUUGUAGGAAAUAAAUAAAACAUGAAGAAAAUAAAUUGCAGUUUGCUGCAUGCACUCGAUCCAUUGCAGUGGUGAGGGAUUUGCUCAGAACUAUCACUCACGUAUUAAUAGAGAUACUGUAACACAUUACGGUUCAGUGUUCUGUUUCAUUUUAUAUAUUAUUAUCAUUAUUAUUAUUAAAGAGGACUACUAUAUAUCUGGGUGCAAUUCUCAAGGACGUGCUCGCCCAAGGAUGAAAAUAACAUUUGUGAAUAUAUUAUAUGAUGACGCUCAAGGUUUUCUGGAAAUCCACGCACUUUGUUAAGAACCAUGCAUCGGAUUAUCUAUCUCAUCGACACUAACGGCUUUGUAGGGGGCACUUUUAAUGUUUUCUCUCUCACAAAGAUUUGAAGAAAAUAUGUGCAUAUAUUUAUUCUGUAAUUUCAGUGAACAUUUUAUUGUAAAGGUAAUGUUAAAUAAAUGUAUAGUAAAUAUG
Messenger RNA from Salvelinus sp. IW2-2015, 3892 nucleotides. RefSeq names its product SLIT and NTRK-like protein 3. NCBI's taxonomy places the organism in Eukaryota, Metazoa, Chordata, Actinopteri, Salmoniformes, Salmonidae. The transcript has 3 exons. Gene Ontology annotation, molecular function: protein binding. The record is from RefSeq and is a predicted model, not a curated record. The coding region runs from base 237 to 2948 and encodes 903 amino acids. Gene Ontology annotation, cellular component: postsynaptic density membrane; GABA-ergic synapse. Gene Ontology annotation, biological process: regulation of presynapse assembly; positive regulation of synapse assembly; axonogenesis.